AUGUCUGCAGAAAGAGAUGCCGCUAUUGCCGAGGUUGAGGUUGCCGCUGAUGCCUCUCCCCGUGGACAGAUGUCCGUCGAGGAGGCCCUUCAGGAUGUCUUGAAGCGCGCCCUCGUCCACGACGGUCUUGCUCGCGGUCUCCGUGAGUGCGCCAAGGCCCUUGACAGACGUCAGGCCCAUAUGGCUGUCCUCGUUGAGACCUGCACUGAGAAGGAGUACAUCAAGUUGGUCGAGGCCCUUUGCGCUGAGCACAACAUCAACUUGAUCAAGGUCUCUGAUGCCAAGAAGCUCGGAGAGUGGUCCGGUCUCUGCAAGAUCGACCGUGAGGGUAACGCCCGCAAGGUCGUUGGCUGCUCGUGCGUUGUUGUCAAGGAUUUCGGUGAGGAGUCUGAGGCCAUGAACGUCCUCUUGGAGUACUUCAAGACUCGUUAA
This is a messenger RNA of Linnemannia hyalina, 432 nucleotides long. The record is from the annotation of a GenBank genome assembly. NCBI's taxonomy places the organism in Eukaryota, Fungi, Mortierellomycota, Mortierellomycetes, Mortierellales, Mortierellaceae.